Porites lobata is the source of this 5193-nucleotide messenger RNA. The record is from the annotation of a GenBank genome assembly. NCBI's taxonomy places the organism in Eukaryota, Metazoa, Cnidaria, Anthozoa, Scleractinia, Poritidae.
AUGUCAAACAGACGAUUGCAAACCCUUGUUGAGGCCAGCAAAAGAGGCCUUACCUUACAUUUUGAUCCACCGGUGGUCAAAAACCGAUGCUUCUAUCGCUGUUUAGCGAAGUCCUUGGGAAUGUCAGAAGACCAUGUGGUGGAAAUGCUCGAAUCGUUCAUGAUUUCCAACCAAGUUAUUUCCUGUUUAAACAAGGUAUGAAUCUAUUCACACUAGCCUGAUUUAAGAAAUCGUACGCUAUCAGAAGAAGUAACUUGUACGCGCACAAAACAUGUCGACGUUAAGUUGCCUGUUUUAUACCUUCGUGAUUGAGGCUUUCGUGGAAAAAUAUUUGGAUUUCGUGUCACAGUGGCUUGUCCGCAAACGACAAGAGAAACUUGUUGAGAUUUUUAAAUGUAAGUUUUCUAAUUUUAGAAAGUUUUCCAGUGCUUUAUAGAAGCAACUAUAUGAUAUCAUGUAUUAAAAAAUCAAUUAGAAGCCAAAUUAUGCGGCAAACAAAAAAAUGCAUUUUGCAUGCAACAAACACUGAGUUGACUUUGUGCUUCGUUUUGUGAAUUUAAAUGAGUUAUCUCUAAUACGCAAGUUAUAGACGGAAAAGUUAUGAAUAUCUUUGAAAAUGUCACAAUUCUCCAAAGAGAACGUUGCCUGCGCAGUGUUCAUAUUAUCUAUUAGUUUUUAUACGAUCCUGGGGGCGGGGCAUUUGCCAGCUUAUGCGUUCCCCACCCUGGGGAAUUUGCCAACAAAAUGCUAAUGCCCCGGGGUUAGCCUGGGGGGAUGAGCACUGUUGGAAUUGACUGAUGCAUAUAAGUGAGUUUACCAGAAGGUUUGAAACUCGACCAUCACCCUCACCCCUUUAAUAUUUAACAACUGAACCAAGGCAAAUAUACCCUGAAACAAAGUGAAGGAGAAUAUUUGCAUUGAUUCACUGUGCCCGUGGCGAAUAAUUGUUUUAGUAUAAUUUCAGAGGAGAUUAUCGACUACAAAAUAUUGAAAGAAACACAGAGAAAACACACGCUACAAGAGCUUGCUUGAAUGAAUGUACUCCAGUUCACUAUAGCCUAAUUGAUUGCAAAUCAACUUAACUACCAAUUGUGGCAGUAAAAUGAAGAGCAGUAUUAAAAAAAAAAAUGAUGCUUUUCGAAAAAACAAUAAUUUCAUUCAGAAACUGUCCGCCCUGUUUACUCGCCUGCCUUGCGUGGCUAAGUGACCAAGGCUUGAAAUGCUAUAAUCACCUUGGGCCAGGGGGAAUAUAGUCACAUAUGCAUAAAUUCUCUACCAAUCAGAAUGCUUGAUUUCUUAUAAUCACCUCUGAAAUGACAGAAUCUCUUUUCUUACAAAUUGGAAUGUUUUUAUUCAUAGGAUGGUGAAGUUGAAGAAAAGGACUUGUUUCAGUACUUGUCUGACGCAGACUUCCCUAGGCUUGGGAAGAGGCCAUCAUCAUGGCUUCAGGCUGUGGAAGGUCUGCGUAAUGAAAUGACAACACAUAUUGCCAUUCUUUCUGCGGCAGCAUUAUUUGCAUUGGAGAUGCACAUUAUUGACUGGGAAGGGGUUAGUCAUUUUGUAUUCUGUUUAAAAUUGAAUAACUCUGGGUAUCCAGUUCCCUAUCUUCAUACUACAUUACCAGUAAUAGCUCUGUCCAUCUAAUUUUGACCUUUCGCUGUGAUUAUGUUCUUAGAGAACAGAAAUUGUGAGAAAUCCAUCUGGCCAAACAUAUGCCAAAAUCUUCUUGGCAUAUACUGGUGACCACUACAUGCUUCUGCGGCCCAGAAAUGAUGCUCCCCAAAUAUCUAAAGCAACUAGUAAGUGAACUUUUUAUAUUUCUUUAGAGAUCUUUUGUCUUGUUUUUUUUUUUUGGAUCAAACUUGUUGUUGCUAUCCUUGUGAUUUGAUAAUACAGUAAAAACCCGCAUAUAAGAACACUUAUUUUAGGAUUCAGGCGAAUCAUGUUCUUAUUUAGCGGAUGCUUAGUGAGAAAUCAGCCUGAAAUUGUUAAAAUUUGUUGUAUGGCUCUUACAGUUUGUAUGGUACAGCACACCAAAGUAUUAUAAUUGCUUUUAAAGGCCAUUUACACUAGAUGCAGUGAUUUUUUUUAACACCAGCAUAAACACAAUCCCCUAUUUAUGCAGAAUAGUUCCAGACAAAAUUUUAUUAUACAGUGUAAUGCUUUGCAUUAGUGAUGUUCCUUGAUAUGCUUGACAGUUAUCACACCAUUAGCUGAUUAUGAAUAUCAUUGUCAGGUACUGAAAAGCAUCGUAAUGCACCUCAGUUUCACCAUGAUGGCCCAGAAGAAUAUAAUCCUGGAGUGAGCAUUUUUAAGGGAACCCCGUUGAAGGUAAGCUACGAGUUCUUGUGUCAUAAAUUAUUCAUUUGCUCUUAAAUGUGAUAAUUUGUUUGUCAAUAUGUGGAUAGUUGACUGAACUAUUGCAAUUUUGCAUUCGUUAUUGUGUUCAGUCCAUUCAGUCAUUUUAAUGCCUUUUUGACAGCUUGAUGCCUCAAAAGGAGCUGCUGAUUGUUUGACUUCUUCGAGCGAUUCAGAGGUUGACAUGGAGCAAGAGUUUCGCACCACUAUGGAUGUUAAAGAGGAAAUUGGUCCAGUUGAAACUACUAGUAUGGUAGGUCAUUUUUUUGUCUUCAGAGGCAUUAUUUAUUAUCUUCCUGGUAAUUUAGUUAUUCCCCUUUUUACCACUGGCUGGAAUUCUGUCAUUUAUUUAAGGUGGCUUACUGCUGUCUUUACUGCUAUAAUGCUAUAAUGUUAUGUCUGACAUCAAUGUUGCUCGCACUGACAAAAUUGCAUUAGCAAAUCUCAAAAGAAACAAAAACAACUUUCAACACGUUUUACAGUCUGACUUGUUACCUGGGUCACCCGGACAAAGAUAACCAAUCACAAAGCAGAACAGCAUCUUUUCUUUUCUUUAGCCAAUGAAAUAUUAGAUUGAUUGAUUUUUAAAUAUAACGGUGGCUGUAUAAUUUUGGCUGUACAGUGUGAUUUGUCAACUUUGUCUGGGUGACCACUGUAACAGUAGUCAAACUAAUGUCGUAUACUGUAAAGAAGUGAAAUACAUUCUGGUAGGUGCUUAAACCCAUUAUAGGGAAAUCUAUAUAUCCUUAAAAGUUUACCUUCAUUAUUAUAUUCAUUUACUUUUUUUAGGGCUCUCCAAAUGUCAUCAUUUUAAGUUCUGGCGAUGAAACCUCAGGCGACCAACUGUUCAACAGAAGGAAGCAUAAAAAGACAAAACAGGUGACAGUUGUAAGCUCGGAUGACGAAAGCUCUAUGGAAAGAGACAGAAAAGAGAAAGAAAGAGGAAGGAAGCGUAAGCGACAACGAAAAGUUACGGUAACAACGCCUUUUACCACAAGAAUGUUACCUGCAAACUAAAUAAGUAAAACCCAAGAUCCAUACUUACCUUGACCUUGCUUGAUUAUGUUUCAUACAAAGAAGACUGAAAAUACCAGUAUCACCACGGCCCAACCUAUUUUAAAAGUGUUUACCCUAAUGGGCCACUUGUCUUGUAUGCAGACUUUAACUACCUUUACCUUAUUAAUUUAUAAUAUUUCUUAUUUAUUUAUUUAUUUAUUUAUUUAUUUAUUGCAGGAGGAUGUGCUUGAAGAUUUAGCAAACAGUUUGAGAGGCUUAAGUUCCAAUGAAAACACGCCAACAAAAAAGGUGAAAGUUCUCAAAAUUGAAGAAGAUGAAAGAAAAAGCACCAAGAAAGCUCUUUUUGAUGACAAGUGAGUUUACACAAAUUUAAUGGAAAAUGCUUCAAUUUUGAUUGUUGGAUGGUUACUUAAUGCAGCAGCAAGAGUUUUUGCUUCAGAGAGUUCGAAAGUUAGAUUAUACAGCAUCAUAGGCAUGCACUGCGUGCAGAGAGUUAGAUUAUACAACAUCAUAGGCAUGCAAUGCACACAAAUUAGAUGAGACACAGUGAUCGAACUUUUCUCGUUUUUGAUGUAUCAUUUUGUCCUUUUCAGGGAAGGUAUGCUUAUACAGAAAGGUAACAGGACAUAUCUGAACCAGGAGGAGAUUGAUGACAUGGAAGAUACCAUGGUUAAAGCAGUUCCACCCACUCCCAAUGGCCCAGCUAAAUAUGAAGUCCUGUACAAUGAGAAGGACCCUCUGUCAGCUGUUGCAGAUGACUGGAACUGGGGUCGCGCACAGCCAUGUAAAAGAAAGGAUUUCUGUGAGGGAGGAAGACGCACCUUACAGAUCUGUCAAGGCUCCAUGGAAUGCCCUAAUCUUUCCUGUCCUUUUAAGAAGAUCCACAAAGCAACUAAUAAGGUUGACUUCACUAAGAAGAAAACCUGUUUACAUUGCAAAGCAGUAGCAUCAGAAAUAAAAUGUUCUGCGCGCAAAUAUGUGGAAAAUGACAGGUGCCACACAAAAAUGAAAGUGAUUUACAUCGGUGAGCACUCUUGUCAACCAAGGGUACGAGAGAGGAAGCCUGACAAAAGCAAAGUUGAAAAGGUUGUGCGUGUUCGACCCACCAUUACGCCAGGUCAGCUACAAAUGGAGACUGUAAGGGAAGCCCUGUUAAGUGGAAAAAGUGGAGAGGAGGUUGCUGAUGUUGCCAUGCAGUACAGCAACAGAAGGCACCUCCAAUACAUUCAAACUAAAAUGCAAGAAACAACAAGACCUGGCGGAUCAGACAUUGAAGCUGUGCGUGUCUUAAAGGAGGACUUUGCGAAGCGUGGUUUAGACAACAAUUUAAUACUUGAAGUUGGCCAUGACUUUGUCAUUCUUUCUUCCGAAGAGAAAAUUCGUCUUGGGGCCCAUAUAACACUGGGCAUGGUUCAUGAGCCAGUAAGUUUGGAUGGUUGUGAAAGCCAUGCAAAAAACUACUCAGAGGUUGAAAUGACAACCUAUUAUCCUCUAAUAAGAAGAAACGUUAAGCUUGUCAGUAUGUUUGCCCCAAAGCCUGGCGAGAAUUCGGAUAACGUUGCAAAGAUGGUUUCAUCAUUUGAUGAAGCAGUUAACAAAAUUUUACCUCGUGUGGCUGAAGAGCAUGGCCACAAUCCAGAAGACUUCAGAGGGCGUGGCUUGGAUGCCCAUGCGUAUGUUGGGGAUGAGGGUGGUGCCCUCUGGAGUGGCCUUUGCAAGGCCAAAGGCAACGAUGUCAAAGACAGAACAGUAUCAGACACUUAUCAUGUUAAACAGGACAUACAUCGCCACCAAAAAGUACUUCAGGGAUGCAUCUGA